AUGCAACUGAGUCCGCUGGGAUCGCGACUUGCGGCCUCGCUCGCAGGGCUGCUUGUUGUUUUGAUCUUGUACAUCCUUCUCUUCGCACCCAGCGCAGCGUUUGCGCUGGAGCUUGCGGCGCCCUCUGUAUCCGACCUGACAACGCCAGUAGAGCUUCUACAGCUGGGUGCCGAGCCGCAAUAUGAUUAUGAGCCCGAGUUUGCUCUGUUUGACCGAGGGAUCCUGGGACGAGCGCCCGCGGUUGCGACGCCCCUGGUGAACAAUGUGCCGAUUCCGAUGAAUCUUCAGCCAGGCGCAUCUGCCUGUUAUAUGGUGGCCAAGAACAUCAUCCUCAGCGGCCAUCCAAGUACGGGGUCUUCGAAGAGAAAUGCAGAUUCUCACGGGCAUGACGACGAGGACCACGACGAGCACGAUGAACACGACGAUGAACACGACGACGACGACGACGACGACGACGACGAUGACGACGACGACAGCAAAUCACCAAGUGGUAACCAAGGCAGUGGUAGCCCCCAAAGAGUGCUCUACCUGUCGGCAAAUACCUGUCUUCAGCCGCAGAGCGCUUCGAGUAAGACAUCAGUACCUCCGCAGCUUCGCAUCUAUGUAUCUACUUCCAGUAAGGAUGGGUGUCCUGAUGUGACCAAACCUCCCGCUGGAGUUCAAUCCAAGGCUUUUGUGGAAGGCGCUAUCAUGUACGGCUUAAACGCAACGGACGACGUGUAUGUGACAAUUGCGGCUCCGGACGUCACAAAGGAUUUCCAGGGCAUAUACAAUUUUGAGAUUGCGGCAUCGGUUGAUGACUACUAUCAUCAGUAUAACGAUGCGGAUGGGCAGCUACUGUGGAUGGACAGUGACGCAACAUCAGCCCUCUUGCAGACGGCGCCAUUGACAGGCAAUGUAAAUCAGAUUCCAUCCAUCAUGAAGGCCGGCCCACAAUAUGAGAUGUACGUUCAGGGGGAGAAAGCGCCGAUUCUCAACGGGCUUAUGCGCUCAGCCUGCGGGCUGAAUAAUGCCGCCCAGAUCGCAUCCAAAAGACUGGACAAUGGACAGAUGAACAAUAACGAAUUGGUUCGAAGCAAAUUAUACGACAAGGGCCCGGGUGGCUGGCCAAGACAGCAGUUCUAUUUCGAAGGACUCAAUUCUAGUUCGUCUUACUCUGGUAUCUUGUUGAUACCAGGAAAUAAAACAGCCGGCUCGAAGAGACAAAGCUCGGGUGUGGUUGGGGGUGGUGGCACUGUCUUUCCGCCUACUUCCUUUGACACUUCAAGAGGCACAAACUGCAAUCUCAUCACUGAUUUAGACUUUUGUGACGACGUACAAUGGGCAGCCCCCGGCAAUACCAAGUUUAACAACACGGAGCUGGGCAAUCUCUACGAUAAUUAUGCGAAAACGAUGUAUGGCAAUUUCCAGAAUGCCUUGAUGCAAAUUCCAUGCGAAGCGCCGUCUACGCAGCGGUACUCGCUGGCAGCCAACUGUGACAACUGUACGGUUGCAUACAAACAGUGGCUUUGUGCUGUGGCUAUACCCCGUUGUGAGGAUUUCUCAACCGAGAACAACUACACAAUUCCUCGAAACGUGGCUCAAGCCUUUCCUAACGGCACCUUCCUCCCAGACGAGCAGAGGCAGCAGCUCAUGCAGAAACCAGCUUUCAAUUCGUCUCGGAACGCCUUUAUAGAUGAAGUGAUUGCGCCGGGCCCUUACAAAGAGAUUCUGCCUUGUGCCGAUCUUUGUUAUGGGGUCGUCCAGGGCUGCCCGGCGGCCAUGGGCUUUGGAUGUCCCCUGGCGCAUCAUGGAAUUGGAUUCAACCUGAGCUACGGUUUACGCGACCCUGACGGCAAAGCAGUGACUUGCAAUUAUCCAGGAGAGCCUAGAACCAUUGUUAAUGCAGCAAAGGCAAUUGCGCCUAGUAUGAUGCUCCUGAUGAGUUUUGUUGUGCUCGGUUCAGGCUUGUUACUAUGA
Trichoderma gamsii is the source of this 1959-nucleotide messenger RNA. RefSeq lists its product as hypothetical. Bases 1 to 1959 code for a protein of 652 amino acids. The transcript is spliced from 2 exons. The record is from RefSeq and is a predicted model, not a curated record. Gene Ontology annotation, biological process: calcium ion import across plasma membrane. Gene Ontology annotation, molecular function: calcium channel activity. Lineage: Eukaryota; Fungi; Ascomycota; Sordariomycetes; Hypocreales; Hypocreaceae.